GAACAACAUGAUCCUUCUGUUCUUACUACCACCAAAAAAAUACUAACGUUGAAGUGCUUUAAAAUGAAACUCGUGCCCACAAAAGCUCCUGCUGCAUCCUCUAUCUCAUCGUUGAUCUACUAUCUUCACUCUCAAGCCGUAGGAAGAUGACAAUUUACAAGCUCGCCAGCCCUAUUGACUGUGAAGUGGCCAUUGACGCCAGCGUUCUCCGGGGUAAAACUGCCAUUGUAACUGGAGGUGCCAAUGGCUUAGGAGAAGCAUACGUUCGUGCUUUGUGCGAGGGCAGGGUACUUAAUCUUAACCAUAGUUGUAUCGUCGUUAUUGGUGAUCUCGAUGCAUCAAAGGGGUAUUGUUUGGAAUCAGAAUUGGAAAAUGCAACGUUCGUCAAGUGCAAUACUACAAUUUGGAAAGACCAAGUCAACCUAUUUCGCGAAACAGCGAAUAUAGCUCCAGAUGGCAAGAUAUCGUUUGUCAUUGCAAACGCCGGCAUUGCCAGUGCCGACGACGUCUUCUCUUACGAUGGUGGUGAAACAGAGCCACAGGUGCCUAAGCUUGACAUGAUCGAUGUUAACAUCAAAGGCGUCCUCUAUACGACCAAACUUGCAAAUCAUUAUUUCAUCAAGCAAAAUGGGCAAGAUCCCAACAAGGAGCAAGAUGACACGUGCUUGAUCCUUAUAGGCUCUGGCGCUGCUUUCCUUGACUGCCCUCGAGGCCCACAGUAUGAGGCAUCCAAAUGGGCAAUGAGAGGUCUUAUGCAUGCGCUUCGGAGAACUACUUAUCACUAUGGCAGUCGCGUCAACGUGAUCUCGCCAUGGUACGUGCACACGAACAUUCUCCAUCGAGAGAAGUUCAACCACAUCAAGUCCUUUGGCAUUCAGUUUGCAGAGCUCGAAGAUGCUGGGCAAUGUCUCUUGCGAAUUUUAAGCGACCCGUCAGUUAAUGGUCGCUCACUUUUCUUAUCGGCGAGGAAAUGGGCUCCCAAGGGCUACCUUGAUCUGGAUAUCGAUGAUUACCCGGAAAAUGAUUUGCUGCAGGAGAUACAGAAGGAACAGAUCAUGGCCGCGCCACCGGAAGCUGGUCUGUUCCUCUAA
Aaosphaeria arxii CBS 175.79 is the source of this 1091-nucleotide messenger RNA. RefSeq names its product putative short chain dehydrogenase/ reductase. The transcript is spliced from 5 exons. NCBI's taxonomy places the organism in Eukaryota, Fungi, Ascomycota, Dothideomycetes, Pleosporales. The coding region runs from base 147 to 1091 and encodes 314 amino acids. The record is from RefSeq and is a predicted model, not a curated record.